GCCCCGGGGCGGUACCCGCGGCCCAGUUCCUGGUGUCGGGGAUGGCGCGGUGGGGGAGCGUCCCGCCGCCGCUCUGCCUGCUCCUCAGCCUGCUCGCCUGCCUGCCCCUCUGCCUCCCGCGGCCCGCCCCGCACCUGGUGCUGGUUCUGGCCGACGACCUGGGCUGGGGCGACGUGGGCUGGCACGGCUCGGCCAUCCGCACGCCGCGUCUGGACGCGUUGGGUGCGGGGGGCGUGCGGCUGGAGCGGUAUUACACUCAGCCCCUCUGCACACCCUCCCGCAGCCAGCUCCUCACCGGCCGCUACCAGAUUCACACAGGUUUACAACACCAGAUAAUUUGGCCAUGCCAGCCCAGCUGUGUGCCACUGGAUGAGAAACUCCUCCCAGAGCUACUUCAAGAGGCAGGAUACGUCACUCACAUGGUGGGGAAGUGGCAUUUAGGGAUGUACAGAAAAGAAUGUCUUCCAACCCACAGAGGAUUUGAUACUUACUUUGGCUAUCUUCUGGGGAGUGAGGAUUAUUACUCUCAUGACCACUGUGUCCUCAUCAAAGCAAAGAACACAACACGCUGUGCUCUGGACUUUCGAGAUGGAGAAGAAGUUGCAACUGGUUUUAAAAACAUGUAUUCUACUAACUUAUUCACAGAAAGAGCUGUGGAUCUUAUAGCCAAUCAUAAAACUGAGAAGCCUCUGUUUCUCUACCUGGCUUUUCAGUCUGUCCAUGAACCUCUUGAGGUCCCUGAAGAAUACAUGAAACCAUAUUCCUCCAUUGCAGAUGCAAAGAGGCGCCAUUAUGCAGGGAUGGUGACUCUUAUGGAUGAGGCUGUUGGAAAUCUUACUGAUGCACUGAAAAGAUACGGUCUUUGGGACAACACGGUUCUUGUUUUCUCUACUGAUAAUGGAGGGCAAACUUUGGCAGGUGGGAAUAACUGGCCGCUGAGAGGAAGAAAAUGGACCCUGUGGGAAGGUGGAGUGAGAGGUGUAGGCUUUGUUGCAAGUCCUUUACUGAAACGAAAAGGUGUAGAAAGUCACGAGCUCAUCCAUAUCUCUGACUGGCUGCCAACGCUGGUGCACCUUGCUGGAGGACAGACCAAUGGCACUAAGCCUUUGGAUGGCUUUAAUGUUUGGCACACUAUCAGUGAAGGAAGACCUUCCCCCAGAUUGGAACUACUGCACAACAUAGACCCUAUGUUUGUCGAUGACUUCCCAUGUCUUGGCAUUGACAAUAGGAUAUCUCUACCACAAAACAAUUCUUCUUCAUGGGAUCAUAGACUUUUCAAUAUAUCCAUUCAUGCAGGAAUCCGAAGAGGAAAAUGGAAGUUACUAACUGGAUAUCCAGGAUGCAGUCAUUGGUUCCCUCCACCAUCUUUGUUCAACGAGUCAAAGAUUCAAUCAUCUGAUCCACCAACAAAGAGACUUUGGCUAUUUGAUGUUGUUCAUGACCCUGAAGAGAAAAAUGAUUUGUCUGACAAAUAUCCUCAUGUGGUGGAAAAACUGCUCUCACGGCUUCAGUUUUAUUAUAAACAUUCAGUGCCCGUAUUCUACCCCGAAGAGGAUCCUCGCUGUGAUCCGGCAGCAACUGGGGCUUGGGGCCCGUGGGCAUAGUACACAGUGCUGCAUCCUGCAAAAUAACCCUGUAACAGAGCUUGGUUUAUGGACUCAGGGUCCUAGUCAAAUAUUUCUUACCUUGUGCAUUAAACUAUUGCUAAUUGUGAGUUCAUUCCUUGAGCAGUUCAGUAUUUCUUCCUCUUAAAAUAUUUUGGGACUCCUAUUUUAGUUUUUUACUAAUCUGUCUUUCCCAAUAACUGUAUGUGAAAUGCUAGUUAAAUAUGUUGUUCAAAUAUUCUUUGCCCAGAUUUUGAUACAGAAGGUAAAACAUUGACUCUCUCUUUAAAAGAGAUUACUUUUCUUAAAAAGCUGCAAUGAAUCCUGGCAGCAG
Messenger RNA from Calypte anna (Anna's hummingbird), 1938 nucleotides. RefSeq names its product arylsulfatase B (gene ARSB). Lineage: Eukaryota; Metazoa; Chordata; Aves; Apodiformes; Trochilidae. The transcript has 8 exons. The record is from RefSeq and is a predicted model, not a curated record. The coding region runs from base 42 to 1604 and encodes 520 amino acids.